AUGGCAUAUCGUCUAGAGUAUUCUAAAUCUGGCAAAGCUGGCUGUAGAGGACCCAAACCCUGCACUGGGACCAAGAUUGUGAAAGGCGCCUUGCGAUUUGGCACCGUCGUCGACAUCCAAGGCCACACGUCCUUUUUUUGGCGUCACUGGGGAUGCGUCACGCCAACACAGAUCAGAAACAUUCGCACUACUUGGGGAGAGGAUGUCGGGGAGCUGGACGGCUUCGAAGACCUGACCGAGGAGGAUCAAGCCCGCGUUAGAGCUGCGGUCAUGGAGGGCUGCGUGGCUGAAGAAGACAUCCCAGAGAGCGCCAAAAAGAAUCCAGAUGACGAAGAAGAAGAAGGAGACGAAGGCGAGCUGCCUGACGACAAGGCCAAGGAGGUGGACAUCAAAGGACGGUCUUCGAAGGGCAAGAGCAAGAUCAAGAAGGACGGUUCAGCCUCCCCGUCCAAGCCCAAAGCCAAAGCUAGUGCAGCGAAGCGCGGAAAGCGCAAGCGCGAACAGGACAGCGACGCUGAAGAACCGAGUCCGAAGGGUGAAGAUGAUGACGGAGAAGAAGAAGACGUCAAACCCGACGUGAAGUCAAAGGCGCGUGGUCGUCCGCCUGGCUCUAAGAACAAGGCAAAGACCGCUGGCGAUGAGGACAAGACGGCCACCGAGAAUGGCGAAAAGGAGGCACCACAUGGUCAAUCUCGAAAAGUCAAAGUUGAGAAGACUGAGGCGGAGGAAGAUGAGACCAACGAGAUGGUAGCGCAAGACAAAAAGGCUCGAGGACGGCCCAAGAAGGUCAAGCCAGAGAUGGAGGAAAAGAAGCCCCGCGGACAACCCAAAAAGGUGAAGGCCGAGGAGCAGAACGAAGGUGAUGAAACUCGUCCUGAGGAGAGCAAACCGCGAGGCCGCCCCAAGAAGGUGAAAGCAGAGGAAACAGAGCUGGAGAAUGUGGGCGAGAGCGAGGUGAAGGACAAGAAGGGUCGGGGGCGUCCAAAGAAGGUCAAGGCCGAAGAGGCUGAGGCCGAGCUGGACGAGCCGCAAGUAAAUGCGGUGGAGGUCAAGACUGAAGCAGAGGAGACGCAAGAGGCUCCAUCGGCGUCGUCCGCAGGCAAAAAGGGACGUGGACGUCCCAAGAAGGAAGUUAGGGAGGAGGCGCCUAGCAGCGAUGGGGCUGAGGCGCCUAAGAAGGCCAGGGGCAGGCCCAAGAAGGCCGCCUAGCUGGCCAAGCGCU
Molecule: messenger RNA, 1222 nt
Organism: Acaromyces ingoldii
Lineage: Eukaryota; Fungi; Basidiomycota; Exobasidiomycetes; Exobasidiales; Cryptobasidiaceae
Product: zf-PARP-domain-containing protein
Exons: 2
Coding region: 1-1209 (402 amino acids)
Biological process (GO): regulation of DNA-templated transcription
Cellular component (GO): chromatin; nucleus
Molecular function (GO): DNA binding; zinc ion binding
Source: RefSeq, a predicted model, not a curated record